AUGACGGAGCCGGACCCUUUUACGCACAGACGAGCUCACAUUGGAGAGUUUCUCCGCUCAGAAGGAGGAGAGCACGGAGAGGAGCAUCCAGGAGCAUUGCAGUGGGACCAGCAGGUGAACAUUUUAGGAGAACACCUGAGUCCCGAAGAAGCCUUGUGGUUCAAAACCUCAGAAGAGCAGAAGCUUUUUCUUCCAGCAGGAAGAGUGAAAGGUCUGUCACUCACCGUCUGCAUUGUGUUGGAGUCUGUUGUGUUCGCUGUCAGGCCAACAAGUGGGUUCCCUCUGUCCGGAAGGGCAGAACCAGGCCAGAUUUUCCACAUCUGCAGUUAUUCUAAAAUGGAAGGUGCCUUCAAGCCUCAGUUGGCUUCAGCUGCAGAGACUCAAGAUGACCAACACCCAAAGCCAGACAAGAAUCCGGAGGGUCUCAGACAGGAUCAUGAACAGAAAAGUUGUCCGGUGAAUCCAGAUGAAAAUGAUGUGACUUACAAAGUGCUUAAAGAUCAUGAUCCACCUCAGGAGCAACCAGAGGUCCAGACAGAAGACAGAUUUCCAACACAGACUUAUGAUGACUCAGUAGCACUGUCAGAGUUCAGUGCAGUUGCAGAGAAGAAGAUCCAGGAUGAGGCCUCCUGUCCGUAUCAGAACCGAACACCCCUGGAUCUGACGUCUGCUCAGGCCAAUCAGGAUGAAGCUGAGGAGUCAGGAGGCAGCAUGCCGGCACUGGUGGUCACUGAGGCGGAUCAGUCCUGUUGGUCAACAGCAGCUCUUCAGAAAGCAGAAAGGCCUGCAGACCUGGUGAUCCCUGCAGCCGUCAGCAUGACCAGUCUGAGCUCCACCAGUGAUGGAGGAGACGUGACCUACUGCGACCUCCAGUCUCCGAGGAGCGACUCCCUCUCUGUGACUAGCGAGGCGACUGUCUCCAGGAGGAGUGAAGAGGACGAUACGAGGAGUGUCACUGCUUCAUCCGUCAUGUCUCUCUUCCACAGGGUGCAGCUGGAUCCUCUGGAGAAGGACUGGCUGAGGAGUUCAGCUGUGGGGAACGUUACCGCUCAGCGCCUGCUACUUGCUCAGGAGCCUGGUCUCGUGUUGAAGAAGACGGCACUUCACUGGGCAGCCAAGCAGGGCCGCCAGGAGGCCGUGGACAUAAUGCUGCGCUCUGGAGCCGACGUCAACAUCAGAUCGGGUUACACUGCUCUUCAUCUUGCUUCCAUUCAUGGACACCAGGACAUCAUUCAGACCCUCAUCAGCACAUACAAUGCUAAAAUCAACAUCAGAGAUUACCAUGGAAAAACAGCUCUCCAGUACUGGAGUGGCAGCACAGACAUCUUUAACAAAUCAGAUCCUCACACAGGUGGGAGGUUUUGUCCCAGCCGCCGGACGCAGCGCUUUGCUCUUCCAUCACUGCGUCUCUCUCGCUCUCGCAGUCAAGGACAGCUCCACCUGGAGUUUGGGGCAGUGCACCAGUCGACAUCUUACGAAGCGUUGGACCUCAAUGUUUGACGUCCUGCUGUAAUUUUUGGAACUUACCUGAGAAUUCUGUGCAACUUCACACCUUUAUGAGAUUUCUUUACAUCCAGUGAAUAAUUCACAGCUGGAAAAAUAUGAAGCCUAAAUACAAUUUUUCAUUUUACUGUUUUUAAAGAUAAAAAUUUGACAUUUAGUUUAAACUUUUAUUUUGUCUGUUUCAACUAUUUUUUCAUAAGGUAACACAGAAGAACGAUGGAAAAUUUUACAAAUCUUGCUCUACAUCAGCUAGAAAAUAAGCUUCAAAUCUGAAUAAAUAUUCACAGGAGGUGGUUGAAGAAGGAUCCAUACUGAAAUUUAAAUGCACAACAUGAAACUGAAUUGAAUACAGCCAUGGAAUGAACACAACAUGAAAAUAAAAUCAACUCUAACAGAACUAAACAAAAAAUAUUUAACAUGUAAAACCAAGAAUUGAACCCAAAACUCUUCAAAGACAGGAAAUAUUUGUUGACCGUCUGUUUACUGAUAUUUACUCUCCGCAUGUUGUUUUAAGUUUCCCUCAGACUGGUAGUGACUGGUGUUAGUUUAAAGUAACAGACAGUGAAGUCUUGUGUUUGAGUUAUUUGAAUAUAGAUGAGUAAAAGUUAAUAUUUUAGUAUCUGUAAAUGUUUGACAUGCUAAAACAUGUCUCAACUCAUUUCUUUCACCCCCACAAACCUCUCCAUUAAUUUGCACUCCAUUGGCCGACUCAUGGAAUAAAACUCAUCAUCUGCUUUAAUAAGGCAGACCGGUGCAAAUGAUAAUCAGGAAAGGAGGGAACUGAGUAAGAGAAGGAGGAAAAUAAAUCCAGCUUUAAUGACAAAAACUCUGGUUAAUGUGAACAUCAGAAAGAGUGGUUCAGUCCAGCUGUGAAAAAUAGAAGAUCUGGUUAAUGAGAGCCAAUAUUGAACGGGACACAUUCCCAGAUAUAAUCUGCACACAAUGUUUUUUUAUUUAUUUUAAUAGCAGGUGUUUAGAACAAAUAUGAGCUAUUACAGAAAAAAUAAUCAAGUUUGUGCCCAAAUUAACAGUAUUUAAAAGUAGUACGAGUCCAGAAUAAAAACAUCCCUUUAAUAUAAAAGAAUUUCAUUAAUCACAUAUGUUUUUCCAUUGUUUCCAGCUUCAUCUUGCAUUAUUUGAACUCCACUGGUAAGACCAACAGGGACUCUAGCUCCACUGUAAACAGGAGUUCAUGUUUUAACUUCUUUCUGUACCUCGUAUUGAAGACAUGGUGGGAAGCAGGUAGAUAAUAUAACAAGACUGGACCCUACCUACUGCAACUGUAGUGGGAGAGUGCAACAUUUACAAGAGACAUUGUUACCCUCAGUCCAGCUAAAUAAAACUCGUUUACAGCUGCUAAUGUUACAUAAGCUUCUUUUUUGUCAGUUUUAAAGAACCACCAUUUUAUUUCUAUUUUUAGGUUUUAAAAUUAAAUAAAAUACAUAACACUUUUGCAAAAAAAGGAUGGAUACUUCUUCUAUGGGAUGUUAAUAUUAGAGGAAAAUUAUGUAAUACAAAAUCAAAUUGUUUCUAGCCUAAUGAUAAGAAAAACAUAUCUGAUACUUUUAGUGUCAUUCUGUUGUGGAAAUAAAAUGCAAUUAUUCCAGGAAAAAACAGCUAAAACCUGCAUCUGCAUUAUUAUUACAUAUACACCUAACAACAUUAGCUGGUUCUUUAUCAUUUUUAACCAAUGUUAUUAAGAAUCACUGUCGAAGGUCCAAAGAGCCACUUGCGGUUAUGGACGCCUGGCAAAGACAGAAUGAUCAGAAUGAUUGCUGACCCAGACACCCGUACUGGUGAUAACUCAGAUUUCAGCCUGCAGACUCCCUGUUGAACCUCUCUCUGUGACACUAAGAGUCCAGCUAUCAGUCGGUUGCAGGCGUCAUGGAGAGGGUGUUUUCCGCUGUAAAGGUGUGCCCAGCAGGCCUGCAGAGAGGCAUAAGAAAUGCUCAAUGGCCUGCAGGCAGUGCUGAUUAACGAGGAGUCCGGCCUAGACACCUGCAGAAGUCACUGUGCCGAUUUCUAAUAGACAGGAAGAAGUCAGGAGGAAAAACAAUAGAGGUAAAUAACUUUGUUUUCCUGCAGCGAUGUAAAUUUAAUAGAGAAAAGAAGAGGAGGAACAAGAUGUUAGAACACACUUAUCACACCUGGGAUACUAUCUGUUCUACAUUUCUGUUUAAACAUCCAGAUCCUGACCUCAUUUCUUUCUGUUUUCUUCCCAAGGUAAUAAUUUCCUGUAAUCCUUCUAGCUAGGGGUGUAUUUUCUUUCACUAACAUCUGUACAACAAUAAUAAAACCAUUAUGGGGUUGUGGUAUAUGAUAUCCCUCAGCCAUAAAUAACAACACAGUGACAGAGGUGCAAUGUAAUGACUAAACAAGAGAAUCUUCAAUUUCUGAUUUGUGGGCUGUAGCUUACAUACCGGCUUGCUUUAAUUUCUGAUUACUUGAGAUAAAGAUUGUUAAAAAGACUGGAGUCUCAGACCACAAGUCCAAGUCCGGCCUGUGCCAAAUCUCAAGCUCACUGUAUUUUUUUACAUAUUUUGUUAUUGAUUUAAAUGUUUUUUAAUCCUAUUUUACAUUGUGGUCCUCCACAAAGUAGCCUAAGUUGGUGAAGUAAUAUGAGAAAAAAUAUACCUAAAAAAAGAGUUAAAAAAGAAAAAAACUGAAAUUUGUCAUGUCCGUAUGUAUUCACCCCCUUUAGCAAUGAAGCCCAUAAAAAGUUUUGGUGCAACCAAUUGCCUUCAAAAGUCACAUAAUUAGUGACCUAAUUAGCCUACCUGUGUGCAAUCUAAAUGUCACAUGGUCUGUCAGUAUAAACACAUCUUUUCUGAAAGGGCCCAGAGGCUGCAGCACCACUAAGCAAGAGGCAUCACACCAUGACAGAGCUCUCCAAACAAGUCAGGGACAAAGUUGUUAAGAAGUACAAGUCAGGGUGGGGUUAUGAAAAAUAUCCAAAUCUUUGAUUUUCCCUUGGAGCACCAUCAGAUCAUCAUCUUUAAAUGGAAAGCUCUGGUCAGAUGAGAAAGAAAACGCUGUAUCUGCCGCAAAUAUGGGAUGGAGGUUCACCUUCCAGCAAGACAAUGACCCAAAGCAUUGCUAGAGCAACACUUGAGUGGAUUAAGGGGAAACAUUUAAAUUUGUUGGAAUGGCAUAGUCAAAGUCCAAUUGAGAAUCUGUGGUUAGACUUGAAUAUCACUGUUCACAAGCGAGAACCAUUCAACAUGAAGGAGCUGGAGCAGUUCUGCCUUGAGGGAUGGUCAAAAAUCCCAAAGGCAAAAUGUGGCGAGCUCAUAGAGACGUAUUGAAAGCUACCUGCAGCUGUAAUUGCUGCAAAAGGUGGUUCUUCGAAGUACUGACUUUAGUGGGGGUGAACAGUUGUGCAUGCUGACGUUUUUCUGGUUUUUUGUCCUAAUUGUUUGUUUCACAAUAAAGAAUUAUAUAUCUUCAAA
Molecule: messenger RNA, 4952 nt
Organism: Girardinichthys multiradiatus
Lineage: Eukaryota; Metazoa; Chordata; Actinopteri; Cyprinodontiformes; Goodeidae
Product: protein HOS4
Exons: 12
Coding region: 1-1500 (499 amino acids)
Molecular function (GO): protein binding
Source: RefSeq, a predicted model, not a curated record